CAAGAAAGAAAUGGUAUCUUAGUCCCCACAUUGCUGUUAAAAAUGAAAUAAUAAAUAUGGACCAAUCUCUUACCUUGUCAUUUUCAUAACGUUUUGAAUUUCUAAGAUAGUGAGAGCCGAUGGUUUGGAAGAAAUUAAUCAUACACGAGUCUGGCACUAAAAUGAAUGUAUGAAAGCACCCUCUCAACACCCACCCUCAAUUUCUCCUUUCAAAAGCUAAUAAACUUGAAUGGAGGGAGGGAAAGAUAGUAAUAGCAACAGUAGCUUCAAUUUCAAAACCAACUUUUUACUUUAUUUUUUCCCUUUCAUCUGCUUUUUCUUUUACUUCAAGUACUACAUCUCUCUUUCUAACUGAUAUAUGUUGGUUGGAAAAAAUGGUGUUGAGUACUCUUUAAAUCUAACUCCACUUGCUCCAUACGUGUCCCUGUACUAUCUAACCUCUUUCAGGCAAAUCCUUAGAACCAUUUCCUUUUCUUUAUAUUGUAUCGAGCAUCCACUUAAUAAAAGAAGUAGCCCAAGUCUUGAUCUCUUCAUGUGUUGUCUUCAUUUAUUUUACGACACCUAGCUAAUUCUCAUAAUUCCACAACGGCCAUGCAACUAGACUCUUGUUCCAUUUGUCAGUCAAUUCAAUCAUCAAGCAUUGAUAUAAUAAUGCCUUUCCGGUUAGCCUCAGCAUGGAACAAGCGCCGCAGAAGCAACAACCAGGAUCAUACUGACCCCUGGAUUUACAAACCUGCAGAGUACUGGGAAAUUGAAGAUCAAACACCCCGGCCAACAAAACGGUGCCAUGGAUCAUCAGUUUUCACACUCAAGGAGAUGGAGGAGGCAACAAGCUCUUUCAGUGAUGAGAAUCUGCUUGGGAAAGGAGGAUUUGGCCGGGUCUACAAGGGCACUCUACGAUCAGGAGAGGUUGUUGCAAUCAAAAAAAUGGAGCUGCCACCACUCAAAGAAGCUGAAGGAGAACGUGAGUUCCGUGUAGAAGUUGAUAUCUUGAGCAGACUUGACCAUUCAAAUCUGGUUUCGUUGAUAGGUUAUUGUGCAGAUGGAAAGCAUCGGUUUCUAGUCUAUGAAUACAUGCAAAAAGGGAACCUGCAAGAUCACUUAAAUGGUAUUAGUGAGAAGAAAAUUGAUUGGCCUUCAAGGCUCAAAGUGGCAAUUGGUGCAGCCAGAGGACUUGCUUAUCUCCAUUCUAGUUCUGAUGGAAGAAUUCCAAUAGUUCACAGAGAUUUCAAGUCCACAAAUGUUCUUCUAAACACCAACUUCGAAGCAAAGAUAUCUGACUUCGGACUAGCCAAACUUAUGCCAGAGGGCCAGGAGACUGAUGUGACUGCCAGAGUUCUUGGCACAUUUGGCUAUUUUGAUCCCGAGUAUACAUCAACAGGAAAAUUAACUUUAAAAAGUGAUGUUUAUGCAUUUGGAGUGGUUCUUCUAGAGCUUUUGACGGGACGCAGAGCUGUGGACUUAAACCAGGGACCAAAUGACCGAAACCUUGUACUCCAGGUUAGGCACAUUCUGAAUGACAGGAAGAAAUUACGAAAGGUGAUCGACCCAGAGAUGGCUCGAAGUUCAUACACCAUUGAAUCUAUAGCUAUGUUUGCAAACCUGGCAUCACGCUGUGUCCGUGUUGAGAGCAGACACAGGCCCUCAAUGUCAGAAUGUCUGAAGGAACUCCAACUGAUUUUCUGUACAAAUGCAAAACGCCUAGGGCAAGGCUUUUAGGAUGGGUUGAGAAAUGUGGAUCUUUCACCAGCUGUGAAAAUUAAAAUCCUAUCAACAAUAACGACACUUCAAAUUAUGAAAAAACACUAUUACCAGGGCAAUUGGAUAAAAUACAUGAAAACAUAAGGUAUUUGAGUUAUCUAUGAGUCAAAACAAAAGCAACUUUAGUAGGACCACAUCGAAAGUCAUUCCAUGGUAAGGAAACUAUUGGAGAACUGAAACUUUUUAAGAGAAUAUUUUCUCAGUAAUUUUAGUUCUAGUCUAGUAUCACCAGUUUGUUUGCUAAUAUUUUGCUUGAUGUAGCUAAUUCUAUGCAUUAUACAUUGUAUAAACACAGUGAUUUAGAAACUAUUCUGCACCAAAAUAAAAAAUGUAAACAAGUAGUGGCUUUAAUUUCAUUUGUACCAACAAUGACAAAAGCACAUGGAAAGA
This is a messenger RNA of Gossypium arboreum, 2151 nucleotides long. RefSeq names its product probable serine/threonine-protein kinase PBL28. Gene Ontology annotation, biological process: protein phosphorylation. The record is from RefSeq and is a predicted model, not a curated record. The transcript is spliced from 7 exons. Gene Ontology annotation, molecular function: protein kinase activity; ATP binding. Bases 592 to 1719 code for a protein of 375 amino acids. NCBI's taxonomy places the organism in Eukaryota, Viridiplantae, Streptophyta, Magnoliopsida, Malvales, Malvaceae.